Messenger RNA from Perca flavescens (yellow perch), 2662 nucleotides. RefSeq names its product melanophilin a (gene mlpha). Gene Ontology annotation, cellular component: cortical actin cytoskeleton. The record is from RefSeq and is a predicted model, not a curated record. The transcript has 16 exons. Bases 134 to 1687 code for a protein of 517 amino acids. Gene Ontology annotation, molecular function: small GTPase binding; myosin binding; actin binding. Gene Ontology annotation, biological process: intracellular protein transport. NCBI's taxonomy places the organism in Eukaryota, Metazoa, Chordata, Actinopteri, Perciformes, Percidae.
CACAUACACACCAUGUCCAGAGUAUUGUUGGUCAUAUGAUCAGCUGAUUCUGAGUUCAUCCUCCAUCUUCAUCAGUCUCGUCCGUCUCUGCAGCCUGAACACACACACACACACACACACUCCCAGACGCGUGAUGGAGCGUAAACUGGAUCUGACGCGUCUGACGGACGAAGAGGCCAAACACGUCUGGGAUGUGAUCCAACGAGACUUCAACCUCCGCAAGAAAGAAGAGGAGAGACUCGGCGACUUGAAGACUAAGAUCGAGAAGGAGGACACGAAGCGAGAGCUGCUGGGCUCUCAGAGCCAUCUGUCGGACUCGCACUGCAUCCGCUGCCUGCAGCCCUUUAAGUUCCUGGUGAACAGCAAGCGGCGCUGCCUGGACUGCCUCAUGUUCACCUGCAAGGACUGCAGCCGCUACAACAAGAAGGAGCACGGCUGGGUGUGUGACAACUGCCGCAUGACCAGGGUGCUGAAGAUCGGUACCGUGGGUUGGUACCAUGACAACGUGAGAAACCGCUUCAAGCGCUUCGGCAGCGCCAAGGUGAUGAGGUCGCUGUACAAGAGGCUGAACGGAGACGGUGGCCGUGACGACGACACUCAGAGUAUGCCGGACGUCCGCAGCCACGGCUAUAACGGUACGGAGGAGGACCACGGAGAGACUGAGGUUCAGCGCUACAAAGUGAUGAGGAAGAACAAGCGCCUGCUGUCUGUCCACCCUCUGGACUUUGACCCUGAGGAUUACUACCCUUACUCCCGACGGCCGUCCGUACAGCAGAUGCAGGAGGAGCGAGGCUACAGGAACGAUGUGGACUACGACAUGAACAACCACCGAGGGAACCGCAGGCCCAGCCUGGACCGAUACGCCAUGAGACAAGAGGAUGCAGACAGCAGGAUGGUGAGGACCCGCUCCCUGUCUAAGAUCAGCUCCUCGGUUGCUCGGCAGCAGUACGUCGACACCUCCGACGAGGACGACUACCCGAGGCUCGCCGCGGUGUACCAACCGCCGCCGCACCGCCGCAAGAACAGCCGCGCCGCGUCCCAGGACAACCUGGUCCAAGCCCCGCCCAUGAACGAGCUGAACAAACGCAUGUCGGCCAUCGAGAGUCUGCUGAACCGCCUGGAGGAGAAGAUGACCCCUGCUGACCAGACGUGUGCUCCUCCUGUGGGCCUGAGCGAGGAGGAGAAGCUGCGGAGGAAGCUGAGCGAGCUGGCCGGUAACCUGAGCGAUAAGGGCGUUUCCUCGGACGACGAGGCCCAGAAGAAGUCCCUCUCCGUGGGGAAGAGUGCGGCCGCCGCCCGCUGCGUCGGCCCCGCGGUGGUCCCUCCGAAGGAGAAAGAGCUGAGUUCAUCCAGCGACGAGAUGCCCACCGAGGCUCAGAAGGUGUACAUGGCGGCCGGCCACUCGUACGAGCUGGAGACGAAGCUGCGGCGCCUCGAGCACGGCGCCAAGACCCGCUUCGGCGGGACGACUGACUCGGAGCUGUCGGAGCUGGAGGACGUGGUGGCGCUGACCGCCGCGCGCGUGCAGAGCGCCGAGAGCGAGGUGUCGGACAUCGAGAGUAAGAUCGCCGCUCUGAACGCUGCCGGAUCAAAGAAGAAGGUUUCUGGAUCUCAGAGGAAAAAAGCGACGCAGGACUUCUCCAGAACCAGUAACGGAGCUCAGUGGAAAACAAACAGCCUGUUCUGAACCUGAAGCCAGAAAACGUGGCGUUCUUCGUUGCUUUAACAAUGACCAAACUAAAUGUGUGUCAGUCUAAAUGUGGUUGUCUUUAAAUUGACUUUAAAUCCUCUAAAUCAUUUGACAACAUUACAGGUAUUACUACGACAUACUGGGGCCGUUGUAAGGAGAGAGAGAAAAGCUACGGAGAUGGAUAAUAAUAAUAACCUGGGAAUAAAGUCGUAGAUUCACCAGAAAACAACUCACAAAUUCACAAGAUAAAAACUCAGAUAUUCUCUGAGAUUAAGUCAGAAAUUUACGGCAGUAAACUCUGAGAAAUAGGAUUUUUUUGUCAACAACAUACCCCCACCCCAAUAUUCAGAACUGGGCUUUUUUUCUCUUUCUUUGUGUCCUUUUUCAAGGUUUUUUAGGCAAUUAUUUUGACGCGUUUGUCGCCUUUUCAAGUUUUUUUUUGACACUCUUUUGUUGACACUUUUUUGACGAUUAAGUCGCCUUUUUUGGGUAGUUAUUUUGACGCGUUUGUCGCCUUUUCAAGUUUUUUUUUGACACAUUUGGGACGAUUUUGUCGCCUUUUUUUGGCAAUUUUUUUGACGCGUUUUUCGCCUUUUCAAGUUUUUUUUUUACACUUUUUUUGAAGUCUCAGAGAAUAUCAGUUUUUUCUUGUAAAUGUACAACUUUAAUAUAAAAAAUUCUGAGUUUUCUGUCUGAAUAUUAACCCCCCCUCCUCUCCCCAGCUCCGUAUAUAUAUAUUUUUUUCAGUAGUCCUAUAACACGCUGUUGUAUGUUACAGUAGAAUACAGCGAAAAAUUUAAAUAUGUUUAAAAACUAAAAGCUUCGGAAACAAUAAAAAAAAUUAAUAUUUGAGAGUAAAUUAUGAAAUUGAACCCAAAACAGAGGCUCAGAGAGAAAACAGAAUACACAUAACGUAUUUUUUGGGUCUAAUAUUAAUUAUUUAAUUGUUAAAGAAAUGUUGUCACGCAAAGA